GGGUCGUUCUGUUCUGUAUUAGAAUUUAUGAUUUGUUUAAUCGUGUAGUUAUUAAGUAUAAAUAGAAUUCUAACUACUGGGCUCGUUUCUUUCUUUUUAGUUUUAAUUAAAGUAAAUAUUUGAAUGCUAGGGCACAAGAAGCGCGUAGUGUGCGCGGUGCAGCGGCUGGAGGCGGCGCGCGACGCGGCGCUGCGGGCGCGGGGGGCGGUGGGCCGCGCGCGCCCCGCCGCCGCCUACCUGCCGCGCCUCAAGCAGCUCUCCUUCAAGUGGCAGCGCGGCCUCAAGAUUGGCGCCGGCACCUUCGGCAAGGUGUACACGGUGGUGAACACGGAGAGCGGGCAGCUGCUGGCGAUGAAGGAGCUCAGCAUCGGCGCGGGGGACCGGCGCGCGCUGCAGCGGGCCGCCAACGAGCUGCGCGUGCUCGAGGGGGUGCUCCACCCCCACCUCGUGCGCUACUACGGCUGCGAGCUGCACCGGGAGGAAAUGCUGAUAUUCAUGGAGCUGUGCGUCGAAGGAUCGUUGGAAGCCCUGGUGGUGACAUCUGGAGCGUUAGACGAGCAGAUAGUCAGAAGAUACACUAAACAACUUCUCAGCGCCGUACAUGAACUCCAUUCCAAGAAUAUAGUGCAUAGAGAUAUCAAAAGCGGCAACAUAUUCCUGACCAACGAGGGCCACUGCCUGAAGCUGGGCGACUUCGGGUGCGCGGUGAAGAUCCGCGCCAACACCACCGCUCCCGGGGAGCUGCAGGGCUUCGUCGGCACGCAGGCGUACAUGGCGCCGGAGGUGUUCAUGAAGUCGUCCGGGCACGGGCGCGCGGCCGACGUGUGGUCGCUCGGCUGCGUCGUCACGGAGAUGGCCUCCGGGAAGCGGCCGUUCUCGGAGUACGACAGCAACUAUCAGAUAAUGUUCGUGGUCGGGAUGGGUGGGCGGCCGGAGAUACCCCCCGACCUGUCGGAGGAGGGCAGGGACUUCUGCCAUCUCUGUCUCACCCACGAGCCGGACAAGAGGCCGCGCGCCGCGCAACUCUCCACGCACCACUUCCUCAUGGUUAAAAACGACGAUGACUGCAAAUGCGAAACGGCGUUUCUUUUACCAAAGUCCAAUGAAGACUCGAUGCAGUAAGUUUUUGCGUUGUAUAAACGUUUUAUAUAAUGAACGGCAAUCUUAACGAAUCCACUCUAAAAGUAUUGUUCUAUCUUAUUUCAUAAAUUAAUAUACACUAUUUUUUUUAAACCUCACUUACGUGUACACUUCCAAAAAUGUUUUAUGUUUAUAAAUAUAACCUUAAUAAUUUAAUUAAUUUUUAAAACAAUCUUGCAUAACUUACGUGAACUAUUUGUCAUAAAUCAGUA
Diatraea saccharalis (sugarcane borer) is the source of this 1352-nucleotide messenger RNA. NCBI's taxonomy places the organism in Eukaryota, Metazoa, Arthropoda, Insecta, Lepidoptera, Crambidae. The record is from the annotation of a GenBank genome assembly.